This is a messenger RNA of Hypanus sabinus (Atlantic stingray), 2227 nucleotides long. RefSeq lists its product as uncharacterized. Lineage: Eukaryota; Metazoa; Chordata; Chondrichthyes; Myliobatiformes; Dasyatidae. The transcript is spliced from 2 exons. The record is from RefSeq and is a predicted model, not a curated record. Bases 668 to 1720 code for a protein of 350 amino acids.
GGAAAGUGCUACAUGGAUGUGCAUCUGCAGCCAACAGUGAAGCACGGUGGAGAUUCAUUGCAGCAGGGCAAGGAACAUGAAUGCACGGCAAAGGUAAUGAAGGACUAUCUUCAGUGAAAAGAAGAACAAGAACUUCUGCAACAGAUGUUAUGCCCUCCACAGAACCACAAAUAACCAGGCUGUCUUUAUUUUGUGAGUAUGACCGAGGAACAAAUGUUGGCAAAGACCAAAAAUGAAAAGUGCCAUGGUAUUUUUUGGUUAUUUUUGAAGUGGCAGAUGUAUCGUCUUUAUUGAAGGUGAUGGCUGAUGCUUUUUAAAAUUGCAUUUUAAAAGAUAUAUUGAGUAAACUAUUGAGACUUUCAAAAAAAGGUUUUGGGGUACUUGCCCUUGAACAGGAUCCCACUAAGAAACACCAGGCCUCCCACAACGUUACCAACCUUACUGACUCUGGAGAUCUCCCAUCCACCGCCACCAACCUCAAAAUUAUUGCACACUGCACCUCCUGUUUCUACCUUCGACCCAAAAUUCACAAACUUGCUUGUCUAAGUUGACCCAUUAUUUCAGCUUGUUCCUGCCCCACUAAACUCAUAUCUGCAUACCUCAACUCUGUUUAUCACCCCCCACUCCCUGGUUCUGUCCAUUCGUCCUUGUAUCCGUGACACCUCACAUGCUCUUGGUCUUUUCAAGGAUUUCAGGUUCCCUGGCUCCCAUCAUAUUUUUACUAUGGAUGUCCAGUUCCUAUAUACCUCCAUCCCCCAUCAGGAAGGCCACAAAGCUCUGCAUUUCUUUCUGGGCACCCGAUCUAACCAGUUUCCCUCCACCACCACUCUCCUCCAUCCAGUGGAGCUGGGCCUUACUCUCAGUAAUUUCUCCUUUGGCUCCUCCCACUUCCUUCAAACAAAAGGGGGUAGCCAUGGGCACUUGCAUGGGUCUCAGCUAUGUCUGCCUGUUUGUUGGCUAUGUAGAACAGUCCAUGUUCCAAGCCUACACUGGUGACUGCCCCACUCUUUUCCUACGCUACACUGGCAUCUACAUUGGUGCUGCUUCCUGCACACGUGCUGAACUCAUCAAUUUCAUCCAUUUUGCUUCCAUCUUCCACCCGGCCCUCAAAUUUACCUGGUCCAUUUCUGACACUUCCUUAAUUGUCUCCAUCUCCAGAGACAGUUUAUCCGUCAAUGUCUAUUAUAAGCCAAUGGACUUCCACAGCUACCUAGACUAUACCUCGUCCCACACUGCUACUAGGAAACAAAAAAAUGGCAUCCCCUUCUCUCAAUUCCUCUGUCUCCACCACAUCUGCUCUCAGGAUGAGGCUUUUCAUUCUAGAAUGAAGGAGAUGCCCUUUUUCAAAGAAAGGGGCUUCCCUCCUUCCACCAUCAACGCUGCCCUCAACAGUCUCUCUUCCAUUUCCUGUACAUCUGCUCUUACCCCAUCCUCCUGCCACCCUGCUAGGGAUAGGGUUCAUCUUGUCCUCACCUACCACCCCACUAGCCUCCAUGUCCAGCACCUGAUUCUCCGAAACUUCCGCCACCUCCAACUGGAUCCCACCGUCAAACACAUCUUUCCCUCCCCCUCCCCACUUACUGCUUUCUUCGAAAGCGAUUCCCUUGUUCAUUCAUCCCUCCCCACUGUUCUCUCUCCUGGUGCUUACCCUUGCAAGCAGAACAAGUGCUACACCUGCCCCAACACCACCUCCCUCACUACGAUUCAGGGCUCCAAAUAGACCUUCCAUGUGAGGCGGCGCUUCACCUCUGAGCCUGUUGGGGUCAUUCACUGUGUUUGGUGCUUCCGGUAUGGCCUCCUGUAUAUUGGUGAGACUCGACGUAGAUUGGAAGACUAUUUCACUGAGCAUCUAUGCUUCGUCUGUCUGAACAAGUGGGAUCUCCCAGUAGCCACCCAUUUUAAUUCUACCUCCCAUUCUGAUAUGUUCAUCCAUGGCCGCCUCCAUUGUCGUGAUAAGGCCACACUUAGGUUGGAGGAACAAUGCCUUGUAUUCCAUUUGGGUAGCCUCCCAGGUGAUGGCAUGAACAUCGAUUUCUCAAACUUCCAGUAAUACCUCAAACCCCUCCCCCUCACCAUUCACCAUCCCUUUUUCCCCCUUUCAUGUUAUCUCCUUGCCCACCCAUUGCCUCUCUCUGGUGCUCCUUCCCUCCCCUUUUUUUUCUUGCUCCCAUUGCCUUUUGUCUCUUUCACCAAUUUAAGUUCCUCUCCUCCCGCUACAUCCCCCCCC